AUGGAUCGCGAAAGCCUCGAAGUGCUCCCCGCGAGCGAGCUUUCCGCGCGGUACGAGCUGAUCGACAUGCUGGGCGAGGGGCAGUACGGCACGGUGUGGCGCUGCGAGGAGCGCGACUCGGGCCGCCUCUUCGCAUGCAAGCACAUCAGCCUCACGGGCCUUGGCGAAAAGGGGCUCGCGGACUUUGGCCUGUCUCUCGCGCUGCGACCGGGGCAGCGCGUGGUGGGGUACGCGGGGAGCUUCCCGUAUGAGGCGCCCGAGGUGCUCGCGAAUAAGGCGUACGACCAAUCAGCGGACAUCUUCAGCCUCGGCGUGACUCUCUACGCGAUGCUUUCAGGCACGUGGCCCGCCUUCCACCGCUCGCGAUGCCUCGACGACGCGGUCGACUGGGAGUUACCAUGCUGGCGAAAGGUUUCGGAGGUGGCGAAGGAUUUGAUUCGCUGGAUGGUGUCGCCGCUCCCCCACAUGCGCCCGACCGCGGACGAGGUGCUUGCGCACCCCUGGUUCGCGCUCCCCCUCGGCUUCCCCGCGCAACCCGCGAGCCCCCGCAGCGUCGUCCGCACCUUCCGCACCUGGCGGCGCGAGCGGUCGCUGAAGCAGGAAGAGGAGCGACAGGCGGCUCAAAAGGAGGCUUCGCAGAAGGUUCGUCCGGUAGAAGAAGUUGCGCGCGGCGCGCAUGACACUGGCGCUUGUCGCGGCGACCAUCGCGGCGACGCGUCCAAGGCCGGACGCGUGGACAUUAUUGGUUAUCAGCGGCCCGUGCUGUCCGUGCGAUAA
This is a messenger RNA of Closterium sp. Naga37s-1, 777 nucleotides long. The record is from the annotation of a GenBank genome assembly. Lineage: Eukaryota; Viridiplantae; Streptophyta; Zygnematophyceae; Desmidiales; Closteriaceae.